Messenger RNA from Lampris incognitus (smalleye Pacific opah), 2283 nucleotides. It is a transcript of the gene pigt, whose product is annotated as phosphatidylinositol glycan anchor biosynthesis, class T. Gene Ontology annotation, cellular component: GPI-anchor transamidase complex. The transcript has 12 exons. The record is from RefSeq and is a predicted model, not a curated record. Lineage: Eukaryota; Metazoa; Chordata; Actinopteri; Lampriformes; Lampridae. Bases 1 to 1941 code for a protein of 646 amino acids. Gene Ontology annotation, biological process: attachment of GPI anchor to protein.
AUGAUUCUCAUUAUGUACUGCCAGCAGCCCAUUGUACUGACUGUGGCAGCUACUGAAAAAACAAACUCUACCGGUAUUGCGGAUACCGUUGUGGUCAAUAAUGCACAAACAGUCCAGGCAGACGAGGCGUCGGCAUCCGCAGUCACAGGGGAGCAGCCGGCCAAGUCCCCGCCGGAGGAGAGGCGAUGGGAAGCCACCGAAGUAGAGGGGGAGACUCCGGAUGAGGCUCCGGACCACAGUCCAGCCUUCUCCGUCAGCGAAACCACGGACACAUCGUCCACGCAGCAUCCUACAGACGAUUUCCAGGAAGAAUUGGUCAUUAGACCGCUUCACUCCGGUGAUAUUUCCGCCAGCUUCCAGUUUCGCACCCUGUGGGACACAGACUUCAUGGGAGGCAAAAAAGUAUCCCACUACCGGCUGUUUCCCAAGUGUCUUGGCCAGGUGAUAUCCAAGUUCUCAGUGCGAGAACUCCACAUUUCCUUCACCCAAGGCUAUUGGAGAACCAUGCAGUGGGGGCAGCCCUUCCUGCCCUCGCCCCCAGGGGCUGAGCUGUGGGUCUGGUUCCAGGACACUGUAACGGACGUGGAUGGUGCAUGGAAGGAGCUCACUAAUGUUUUGUCAGGGAUCUUCUGUGCGUCUUUGAACUUCAUUGACUCCACCAACACCGUUCAGCCUAGUGCCUCCUUCAAACCAUUGGGUGUUGGCAAUGUGACAGAUCACCGCUUCCUUCGCUAUGCAACUCUGCCACGUGAGAUCGUCUGCACUGAAAAUCUGACCCCAUGGAAGAAACUCCUGCCAUGUGGCUCCAAGGCUGGUCUGGCUGUGCUGAUGAAGUCUGAGAAACUCUUCCACAGUAGUUUCCACUCCCAGGCAAUGCACAUCAGACCUGUGUGUCAGGACUGGCAGUGCAAAGCCACGUCUUGGGAGCUGAGGCAGACGCUGAAUGUGGUCUUCGACUGGCACACCUCUGGACAGGGCAAACGAGACUGGUCCCUGUUUAAGAUGUUCUCCCGGACCCUGACUGAGGCCUGCCCACUGGCCUCCUCCAGUAAAGUCUACAUCGACAUCACAGACAAUCCUCAGGGGAAGCAGUUCGAGCUGAGUCCAGCCACUCCUCUGCUGAGCCAAGCGGUGGUGCUGGGGGACAGGAGGACCUAUUCAGUCUACGACCUGACUCAGCAGGCCACCUUUGGCACCAUGCGCACCCUCAACAUGCUGCUGCGCUGGAAAUCCAGUGAAGGGGACAUGCUGCGGCCUCUCCUCCAUGGAGAGCGCUACGUGGCUGGUUUCGGGCUGCAGACUGGAGAGAUCCACACUCUGAUGUACAACAACCACCCCUACAGGGCCUUUCCCGUGCUGCUGCUGGACAUUGUGCCAUGGUACCUGCGCCUCUACAUCCACACACUCACUGUCAUCAGCAAGGGGAAGGACAACAAGCCCAGCUACAUCCACUACCAGCCAUCUAAAGACCGUGUGAGACCCCAUCUGUUGGAAAUGCUGGUUCAGCUUCCCCCCAACUCUGUCACUGAGGUCACCGUUGAAUUUGAGAGAGCACUGCUGAAAUGGACAGAAUACACCCCUGACCCCAACCAUGGAUUUUAUGUUGGGUCAUCUGUUAUCAGCGCGUUGGUACCCAGUGUUGUUGCUAUGGAUACAAACAGCACCCAGGAACGACCACUUUUCAGCAGCUUUUUCCCCUGUAAGGAGGAGUCCAAUUACUUUGUACGCAUUUACACGGAGCCUCUGCUGGUCAACCUGCCCACCCCAGAUUUCAGCAUGCCCUACAACGUCAUCUGCCUCACCUGCACCGUGGUGGCCGUGGGCUACGGCUCCCUCUACAACCUGCUGACCCGGACCUUCCAGGUGGAGGAGCCCAGCCCGGGACUCGCCAAACGAAUAGCCAACGUUAUCCGCAGAUUGAGAGGAGUACCACUGCUCUGAGCCACCUCAGAACUUGAUGCUAGUUUUUUAUUUUUGUUGUCGUUGUUGUUUGUUUGUUUUUUUAUUCUAACCAAGCCGCAGGUAAGAUAUGUGAUAUAUUCAGGGAAGAAUUGGUUCGGGUACUGGGAUGGGGAUAUUUUUUAAAACUGUCAACUUGAAGCUUCUGCUUUUAAGAAAGGAGAAAAAGUGAAGCUUCCUCUGAACUGUGAUGGCAUCACUGCAUUUUUCCUGCAAUGAGUAACGAGCAGCAAAAUGCGAACAUUUGUCUGCCACUGCUGAAGCUGGAUGGAGAAAGUUAAGUAGAAGGAACCAAAGCAGUGCUCUUGUUGCAUUAUAAGGACU